AGGCGUUUCUUCCUCUCUUUCUCUCUCCUGUUUCUUAAAUCCCUUAGUCAGGGGCAGCGUGCAAAUUAAAAGCAAGCCUUUAGGAGGAAAUCUAGCCUUCCGUCUAUCUGACGGACCAGAGCGCGGCAGCGGGGACGGGGACAGGAGGGACAGGAGGUGCCCGUGUGCGUGGGACAGGUAGGGACAGGAGGUGCCUUUGUGCGGGGGACAGGCAGGGGCCGGUGGUGCCUUUGUGGAGGGGACAGGCAGGGAGAGGAGGUGCCCGUGUGCGUGGGACAGGUAGGGACAGCAGGUGCUUUUGUGCGGGGACAGGCAGGGGUCGGUGGUGCCCGUGUGCGUGGGACAGGGACAGCAAGGACAGGAGGUGCCCGUGUGAGUGGGACAAGCAGGGAGAGGAGGUGCCCGUGUGCGGGGGACAGGCAGGGACGGGAGGUGCCUGUGUCCGUGGGACAGGGACAAGAGGUACCCGUGUGCGUGGGACAGGAGGUGCCCGUGCCCGGCGCGGCGGGUCGGGCUGAGAGAGGGCUCGUGGGGAGCAGGCGAGAGGCUGCCGCCACCGUCCCUCCCCGCUCCGGUGCCGGUUUCGGCGCGGCGCAGGGGCAGGGUGGGGAGGAGGCAGGCAGGCUUGGGUUGCACAGGCACGAAUAGCUGCGUGCGGAGAGUUUCCCCCGAGCUGCCUGCAGAAUCCCGAGCCGCAGCUUCCCCUAACCGGGCGGGAGAGGACAUCUGAGGCAGGGCAUGAGUUUUGGGGUGAGAAGCGUCGCUUUGCUGAGCUCCCUAUCCCCGUGGUGCUGGUGGCGGCGGCCGCGCCUGUCCUGCGCCCGUCCCGCCUGGUCCUGCUCGCGACAUAUCCUGGACAUGUCCUACUCCCGGCACUUUCUGGAUUUCCAGGGUUCGUCCAUCCCCAGCUCCAUGAAGAAGCUGGUGGUGACUAAGCUGAGCCAAAACUUCAGGGAAGCGGUUGCCCUGGAGCAGGACUCGCCCGUGCCGCUCCCGGGAGACGGAGACCUGCUGGUCAGGAACAGAUUUGUUGGCAUUAAUGCAUCUGACAUAAACUACUCAGCCGGUCGAUAUGACGCUUCAGUUAAACCUCCAUUUGAUAUAGGUUUUGAAGGUGUCGGUGACGUGGUAGCAUUAGGACUCAGUGCUAGUGCUGAUUAUACAGUGGGUCAGGCUGUGGCCUACGUGAAAGCAGGUUCCUUUGCGGAAUACACAGUUGUGCCUGCCAAACAAGCAGUUCCUCUACCCUCUGUGAAACCCGAGUUUCUUACUCUAAUGGUAAGUGGUGCUACUGCAUACAUCAGUUUGAAAGAGCUGGGAGAGCUGUCUGAAGGCAAGAAGGUUCUGGUGACAGCAGCGGCUGGAGGAACGGGCCAGUUCGCUGUGCAGCUUGCAAAGAAGGCAAAAUGCCAUGUAAUUGGAACCUGCUCCAGCAAUGAAAAGGGUGGUUUUUUGAAAACCAUUGGCUGUGACCAUACGAUCAACUACAAAACUGAAAAUGUCGAAGCCGUUCUUAGGAAGGACUACCCUGAAGGUGUGGAUGUGGUGUAUGAAUCUGUUGGGGGGAAGAUGUUUGACUUGGCUCUUAACUGCUUGGCUACCAAAGGGCGCCUGAUAGUUAUUGGGUUUAUCGCUGGCUACCAAAACCCUACUGGCCUCCCGCCCACUAAAGCAGAGUUAUUGCCAGCAAAACUAUUGAAGAAGUCUGCCAGCAUCCGGGGUUUCUUCUUGAACCAUUACCUUUCUGAAUACAAAAAGGCUCUGAAGCACUUGCUCGAGAUGCAUGAAAGAGGAGAUCUGGUUUGUGAGGUGGACUUUGGAGACAUGUCUCCGGAGGGCAAGUUCAUUGGCUUGGAGUCUGUAUUCCGUGCUGUAGAUUACAUGUACAUGGGAAAAAACAUUGGAAAAAUUGUAGUUGAAUUACCUCACUCUGUCAACAGUAAGCUGUAAAAACAGAACAAUGAUAUAAAUCAGAAGAGAGAAAAUGGGCACUUUAUGCCUCAGAAUUACUACAAACAAUUUCUUUUUUUUAAGCUUCGUAAUGGAUAUUAUAUUAAAAACAGCAUUAAGGUGCUAAUAAAAAGUUUUUUGGGGUUUUGUUUUUCUUUUCUUAAAAGUGCUUAAAUCUGUUUCUGUAGCACAAACUUAAUGGGCCUGUGUUUGACUCUGUUGCUUAGGCUAGCACGAGACAAGAGCAUUGUUCUUGACAGAAUAAGUCUUGAUGCAGAGGCAGGUUUAGUCUGUCAGACUGGUUUGAUAAUACUUUAUAUAUAGUUCAGCUCAGAAAAAAAAAAUCUUUCAGCAAUUUUGAUUCCCUGAUUUAAAAAUAAAAUUGUUAGAACUAGACUAAGUAAAGAGUGUCUUCUGGUUGCUCAAUUAAUCUCUUGAAAUUUCUGGAAAAAAUUAUGCUCUUCACUUUUUGUCACAAACAUGCUAAUCAUAAUUCAGUUGCAUCAUGGAUCAUAGUAAUAUUCCUUGACUGGUUACACAGAGAACAUUUAUUCUCUAAUUUUGACAUGUCAGUAAUAUUAAGAGAAACAACUUGACCUUUUUUUUUUUUUAAUUAUGUCUUUCGUAACUAUAGACAACUAUGCAAUUUUGUUUUAAAUCUGACUACAAGUUGCAAUAUAAUCUAAUUUUGUUGCCUUUGCUUCUGUUGUUGUUUACUGUCCCUCCCCCCUUUAGUCAGUGUUACAAGGUGAUGGGAGUGGGAUCUUAAGCCAUGUUCACGUGUGUUUAGGUCCUGUGUAUUUUUUGAAGAUUUAAUAAAGUUAAAAAAGCUAUUUAAAUAUUUGUGGCAUUUAUUCACGGUGAUUCAGUUCUUGCUGACUAGCUCCUUUGUAGGUAAUCUCUGUGUUGUACACUUCUUUGGCCAGUGAUUCUUGUGACUUCCCAUUAUCAGGCUGCUGUUUGUACUUUUACCGAAUAUUGCUUCUGCAGAAGCCCUUUCACAAGCAGCAAGACCAUUUUAAAUCUGCAGGCACAGUACCUCAUACACGAACCAGCGCUCAGCCAUAGAUUAUCUAGCGACUGCAGUUAAAAGGUUUUGUUAAGUUUUGACAAUUCUUCCUCACUUAAUAGAUACUAUUAACGGUACAUACAGUGGGAAUUCCAGCUAGAAGUGUAAUAUUUUCCAGAACAAUAAAAUACUUUAAGCUAUGCUUGCUCUACAUCUUUUUUCCAUAGCAAAUGUUUAAGAUCUUAAAGGCUGAUUUUGCCACAUCUUUUGAAACUAUACAUACACUUGAAUGCAGUUGGAGAGAUGGAAAUUUCCUAAGAUUAUACACCUAAUAAUAAACGUAAUGAUAGACUGAUAAUGUCUAGGGGUUGAAGGAAAAAAUCCAGGGUAAACUUAAGUUUUGGGCAUUAUUCAGGACUAACUGUACAUGACGUGUUCAAAAGUAACUUAUAUUUUGCUCAGUAGUACAGGCAGAAGAGAAAGUAUUUUUAAGUUUGAUUUAGCGUUUUUUAAAAGAUGUAGUGCAUCCUAAAGAACUGUGUGCAACAAAGAACUGUCUCUUUUUUGGGCCACGCCUAACUACUUGCUUUAGUCCCACUUUUGAGGAUCUUGGAGAAAGGCAGAACGUCUUGAGGUUUUUCCACUAUUUCUCUUUUACUUAAGCUGAGCAUCAAAUCACUAUGAUUUUUAUUUUCAACAAGAUCUGCUGUUAGAAACAGACAUCCGUAUUCCCCUCUAAUAUUACAAACAAGGGUGUUUUAUGUGUUUUGAGUAUUUAGAAAGGCAUAUUUAUUUGCCUUCAAACUGGAUGCUAGAAAGAUACAAACACUCAAGUACCAUACAAGAUCAGAAUAUACAAAGUUCUCACUAUUUUAUUCCUAAGUAGGUGAUUUCUUUUCUCAAAGGUGGUACCCUUGGUCAGUGAAUGCAUAUUUAAAACAAAAAAAAAAAGCCUGUUUGGUAUGUACUAGGGCAAAGUAAAAAGAAUACGAUUGGUUACAUCUGUGCUGAGCAUGGAAGAGUUCCAUGGAUAACAAUUUUUCAAAUUAAGUUCCUGCAGUUCUGUGCCAAAACUUAUCCAAGUGGCCCGAUUUUCAGAGGUGUUGAUUGCUGCCAGUCCAGUAGAUUUAGGUGUUUCUGAGGGAGUGAAUUCCAAAUGUUUUUGUCAGAAAUGUUUUUGUCAGAAACAGGAUUCUGCUUGGACAUACAGCAUUUUACUUUCUUUUCAAUAUGUUGCUUCACGUAUAACAUUGAGUAAUGUGACUGCCCUGGGCUCUUUUGCUGAUCAAAAUAAGGCAAGAGAGGAACCUUUGGAAGUUUACAAAGUAUACACACACACACUUUUUUUUUUUUCCCCACAUAUGACAUUUAGUUCAUUUUAAUUUUUGCUUUAGGCUUCUUAUUUAGCACUUUCAUUCUCAUCACAGCAUUAAUAAAAAGUUUAGAUUUUUUUAUAUGCAUAAGUUGUAUGGCAAAUGUACUAAUUCCGUAGUGCUUUUGGGUUUGGAGUUGAACUAUGGCCAUUGGGCUUGUCCUUUUCAUGAAAUGCCUAUGUUAAGCUAAAGCAGUAACUCAGAAUAUUAUAGGAUUGCUCUUCUACAAAUGAAUCCACAAUGAAGAAAUAGGUUUUGUUUUUAAAAACACAACUUCAAUAAUUUAGAUUGCUGAAAGAGAGCAUUAUUGUCGGGGAGAGGGUGAAAAGUGUUUCUGAAAGACACAGAUAACGCUUUUCUGCUGAGAUUCAUAAUAAUUUUUGGUUUGCAGGAGGGAGAAAGAAGCCAACUUCUCUUUAUUUAAAAGUAUAUUCUGCAAACUUAGAGUUAUGGGAGCAGAGCUGACUUUGAAUAAGUAAGCUAUGAUGGAUUUAAAUAAUGUUUAAAUAUUAGCUAGAUAGGAAAAUGUAUAUGGCAUGCACACACUGAGAGUGGUGAUAGGACGUUGAACAUACAAGGAAAAGAAAUACUGUAGAGUCACAGCAAGGGAUUAAUAACAAUACACUUAAUAUGCUUGCAGAAAAGGUGUAUUAAAAGCUGUGUGCACAGUGGGGACUUAAAUGAUUAAAAAUAAUAAUACAUUUGCCUGGGAAGGACUAAGUAUGCUAUAUGUAGAGAGCAGGGAUUUAAAUAAUAAUACUAUUAAUAAUAGCAGCUCAUUGAGAUGUGGUUGCUAGCACUACACCCUAAUUUUACCUUUCUAAAUGAAUUUGCUACAGAGGAAUCUGGCAUUGUUUGCCGAGACUAACAACAGAAUUUCCCUUUCCUACACACAUAUGCUUCCAUGGAAAAACAACAAAGAAGUAGAUGAAGAGCUGGCUUUUUUCCUGAGUCUGUCACAUGUGUGCAUAUGCACGCACACAUGGACACACACAUACUCACUCUCUCCUGGCCUGCAACCCUCAGCACAUUUUACAGACAUGCUUCCUACUUAAUUGUUGUGCUGGAGUCUCCUUACACCUUUUUGAACCAAGUUAAGAUUUCUACCAAGCAAUAGUUUGCUAUAUAUUUGUAUGUGUGCAUAUGUGUGCGUGUGUUUAUAUAUAAAAUGUAUGUAUUUAAUAAGUAGAUAGGAACUGCUCUGUCAUGUAAAUGCAUUUAAUUACAGUCUCUCACAGAAAAGUUCACAGUGGUGUUUGCAGAUACUAUAUAUAUUCCUGCUUCUGUCUGAGGAGUAAAGAAAUUUCUCUACUGAAUAACUGUUAGUAUCUAUUUUACAAGAUUUACUCAUUUUCAGGUACCUAAUGUAGCUGCUAGCAUGCAUGCACAACAAUACAAUUUAUAUGGUAAAUGGAACCAAAUAAUGGCUUCACUGAAUGUUAUGGCUGCACUGAAGGGAAAUGUCACGGUAAAUAGCUGCCAAAUUAUGGAUCAUGCCGAAGUGUCACAACUGCACUAAAGACAAAUAGCACUAGAGGCUAUUGCCACUGUGAUGCUUUUGAGUUAUGAAGAAGAGGAGCAGCCUGAUGUGAGUCUCUUUGUGUCCUCAUUAUAGCAAAGGGUUACUGGUGCAGCGUACAAGAAAACCUAGUCCUACGUGGUAGCUAGUUAUUAAUCUGUUCUUUUUGAAUCUAACAGCUGUAGCAAACUAGGAAAUCUUUUUCUUGCUUUGUGAAUACAUAUACACACACACACAAACAAAGAAAAACUUGCAGGUUUUACGAAUGUAAAUGUGUACAGGAAAUGACUGGUAAUGGAAAAAUGUUGUAAUAAAAUAAUCUAAUCAAAGAAUAUUAUUAAAUUUAACAUCGUAUGUGUCUGAA
Molecule: messenger RNA, 6215 nt
Organism: Cuculus canorus (common cuckoo)
Lineage: Eukaryota; Metazoa; Chordata; Aves; Cuculiformes; Cuculidae
Gene: PTGR3
Product: prostaglandin reductase 3
Exons: 2
Coding region: 739-1950 (403 amino acids)
Cellular component (GO): mitochondrion
Molecular function (GO): oxidoreductase activity; zinc ion binding
Source: RefSeq, a predicted model, not a curated record